AUGGGAGAACUGAAAUUCUUUCUGGGUCUACAAAUCAAGCAUGGGAAAGACAAGAUUCAUAUUCAUCAGACCAAGUACAUCAAGGAUAUGCUCAAGAAAUACAACAUGCACAAAUCAAAUGAAAUGAGCACCCUCAUGUAUCCAAACACCGUUCUGGACAAAAAUGAUGAAAGUUCACCAAUUGAUCCAACAUCGUACAAAGGAAUGAUAGGAUCACAUUUGUAUCUAACAUCCAGCAGACCAGACAUCAUGUACAGUGUUUGCUUGUGUGCAAGAUUUCAGGUAAAUCCUCAACAAUCACACUUCAGUGCUGUUAAACGAAUCUUUAGAUAUUUAAUAGGUAAUGGUAAUCUUGGUCUCUUGUAUGAGAAAGGUAGUGAUUGCAGGCUUAAAGGAUUUUGCGACACUGACUAUGCUGGAGAUAGAGUUGAACGAAAGAGCACAAGUGGAGGAUGUCACUUUCUAGGAAACUGUCUAGUCUCUUGGACAAGUAAAAGGCAAAGCACUAUAUCACUAUCUACUACCGAAGCUGAGUACGUUGCAGCUAGCUCCUGUUGUACACAAGAUAAAGCAUCAACUUGA
This is a messenger RNA of Lotus japonicus, 582 nucleotides long. RefSeq lists its product as uncharacterized. Bases 1 to 582 code for a protein of 193 amino acids. NCBI's taxonomy places the organism in Eukaryota, Viridiplantae, Streptophyta, Magnoliopsida, Fabales, Fabaceae. The record is from RefSeq and is a predicted model, not a curated record. The transcript has a single exon.